AUGGCAUCACUAUUGUCUAUGCUCUCUGUCGGACGGCUGGUGAUAGCACUUGUUGUUUUCAUCCUGUUUCGAAAGUUAUACAUUCGUUUCAACCGCUACCGACUCGCCUCCCGAACUGGUUGUCGGCCCUGUCCAACCUAUCCCCAGAAGGACCCCAUAUUCGGCAUCGACACUCAUAUAGAGACCAUUCGGGGCUUCAUAAGCAGUCAUUACCUGGAACUCCUGAUCCGGCGACACAACAAACACGGGCGUACAUUCUCCUUCAACCAAUUCGGCUCGACAACCAUAUCCACCUGCGACCCAGCCGUCUUGAAAUGCACUCUAUCGUCGCACUUCAAAGACUUCUCCAACGGAGACCUCAGGGCCAAGAGCGUCGCUCCUCUGCUGGGCCAAGGCAUCAUCGCUGCCGAUGGCGAUCAAUGGCACCAUCAACGGGCUCUGAUCCGCCCAAGCUUCACGCGUGCCCAGGUUACGGAUCUCGACAUUUUCGAGCGUCACGCCGGGCGAUUGAUUUGGGCCAUCGAGCAAAAAGGUUUCGAUGUCGACAUCCAGAACCUCGUGCAGCAGAUGGUGCUUGACGCCAACACGGAGUACCUCUUUGGCGAGAGCCUCGGCCUCCUCAGCAACAAUGUUUCCUCCUCGGCCCAGGCUCUGAACGAGGCGUUGGAUUACGCUCUCGAAGGCGUCAUCUACAGGAUUAGACUCGGCAAGCUUAUGCCUUUCCAUCGCGAUCCCAAAUUCUGGGCCGCCUGCAAGACGGUGCAUGCCUUCGCGGAUCAGUACGUCGCGCGGGCCCUGGAGCUCAGGAAGCUGCAGCAGCAUGUCAAGGGCCCAGCAGAAGCAGUUGACCAAGAGUCGAAAUUGCCUGGCAGAUACAUCUUCCUGAACGAAAUGGCCAGGGAUACCGCCGACCCGAUUCUUCUGCGCGACCAAAUCGUCACAAUCAUCAUGGCCGCCCGAGACACGACCUCGGCCACUGUUUCGUUCGCCUUGUAUAUGCUGGCGCGUCGGCCAGAUGUCUGGGCGAGGCUCAGGGAGGAUGUCUUGGACCACUACCUAUCCCCACUGACGUACGAAGCUCUCGAGGAAAUGAAGUACCUCAAGUGGGUUGUGGCAGAGACUCUCCGCCUCUUCCCACCCAUCGCGAAUAACGGCCGCAUGGCCGUCCGUGAUACUGUCUUCCCAGUCGGUGGCGGUCCGGACGGCCAGUCCCCGCUGCUUGUCACCAAGGGCACCUCGGUGCUUUUCAGCACCUACGUGAUGCAGCGCCGGACCGACCUUUGGGGUCCUGAUGCCGAGGACUUUAAACCCGAACGCUGGAGUCCGGAGUCGGAAAGAAAAGGACGCCACGGCUGGGAGUAUCUGCCGUUCCUGGGCGGCCCAAGAGUUUGCCCCGGUCAGAAAUUCGCAUUGACUCAGACGAGCCACGUGUUGGCUAGACUGGCCAAAGCAUUCGAGAGGAUCGAGAACAUGGAUCCGACGGAGUGGAGGGAGCAGUGGACGCUCAGUGUUGCCCCGAAAGAUGGUGUCAAGGUGAAGAUGGUGCCGGCGGUUUAG
Messenger RNA from Colletotrichum destructivum, 1557 nucleotides. Its product is annotated as Putative cytochrome P450. Bases 1 to 1557 code for a protein of 518 amino acids. NCBI's taxonomy places the organism in Eukaryota, Fungi, Ascomycota, Sordariomycetes, Glomerellales, Glomerellaceae. Gene Ontology annotation, molecular function: oxidoreductase activity, acting on paired donors, with incorporation or reduction of molecular oxygen, reduced flavin or flavoprotein as one donor, and incorporation of one atom of oxygen; iron ion binding; heme binding. The transcript has a single exon. The record is from RefSeq and is a predicted model, not a curated record.